AGAGGAAGAGAGAGAGAGAGAGAGAGGAGAAGGAGAACACGGCGGCUGGAGAGGAGAGAAGAAGCGGGAGGAGGAAAGAGAGGCGGCGAUCUUCCGAACUCCAGUGGCUGGGAAUCCGUCUUUGUUCUCUGAAAAUUUCCAUUUUUAUUGGGUUUGCGAGGAACCGAGCUCCAGAUCGAGGGUUGAUUUGUGGGGAUUGGCGGGGGAAGCUCCUGUCUCGGCGCAGAUCAGCUCUGGAUCGCUCGCACGGUUUUUCUUCCGCGUUAAUGGUGGUCCGAUAGGGGUUUCCUCUCUCUUCUGUUGCGUUUCUCGGUGGGUUUUCAGUUUGGUUGGAUAAAAAGGGGAUUGGUACUUUGUGGGGUUGUAUUUGGCGAGCCGGGUUUUCUUGUGCGUUUAGCUGCUGGAUUUAUGUGCUGUUGAUUUUGCUGGUUGUUAGCGUCUCAGAUCUGUUCAUCAAGUGCCGCCGACGUUUCGAGCGGGAAAAAGCUUUCAUCUUUGCGCAUUUUGGAGCGAUUUUGAAGUGUUUGAGAGGAAAACUUGCGACCUACACAGGUCGCACUUCGUUGUUUGAAUUUUAAAUAUUUGCGCUGGAGCGUUUAGGGAUUCCGGGAACCAUGUCUUCUUUGAGCAGGGAAUUGGUUUUCCUGAUAUUGCAGUUCCUGGACGAGGAAAAGUUCAAGGAAACCGUUCAUAAGUUGGAACAAGAGUCAGGCUUUUACUUCAAUAUGAAGCACUUUGAGGAUCUCGUUCAGGCAGGGGAAUGGGACGAAGUUGAACGUUAUCUUGGUGGUUUCACCAAGGUUGAGGACAAUCGCUAUUCGAUGAAAAUCUUCUUUGAGAUCAGGAAGCAGAAGUACCUGGAAGCACUAGAUAGGCAUGAUAGGGCAAAGGCUGUUGAAAUACUCGUGAAGGAUCUCAAAGUUUUUGCCUCUUUUAAUGAGGAACUAUUUAAGGAAAUCACCCAGUUGCUUACCCUGGAGAAUUUUAGGCAAAAUGAACAGCUUUCUAAGUACGGAGACACUAAAUCAGCUAGAAAUAUUAUGCUUCUGGAGCUUAAGAAACUCAUUGAAGCUAAUCCUUUGUUCCGGGAUAAAUUGACAUUUCCACCAUUUAAAGCUUCUCGGCUGAGGACAUUAAUAAAUCAAAGUCUUAAUUGGCAGCAUCAACUUUGCAAGAAUCCACGGCCAAACCCUGAUAUCAAAACACUUUUUACUGAUCAUUCUUGUGCUGCUCCUACCAAUGGAGCUCGUGCACCUCCACCUACCAAUGGCCCUCUUGUUGGGGCCAUUCCUAAAUCUGGGCAAUUCCCCCCGAUGGGUGCUCAUGGUAUUCAGCCAUUCCAACCAGUUGUCUCUCCACCUGCGAGUGCCAUUGCAGGAUGGAUGACAAAUGCUAACCCACCAUUACCACAUGCUGCUAUGGCACAAGGUCCCCCAGGUCUUGUUCAACCUCCAAAUACAGCUGCCUUUUUGAAGCACCCAAGGACUCCUACAAGUGCCCCUGGUAUGGAUUAUCAAACAGCAGACUCUGAACAUUUGAUGAAGAGAAUGCGUAUGGGUCAAACGGAUGAGGUGUCGUUUCCUGGUGCAACUCAUCCACCCAAUAUCUACUCCCAAGAUGAUAUUCCAAAAAGUGUUGUGCGAACACUAAGUCAGGGGUCAAAUAUCAUGAGUUUGGAUUUCCACCCUGUGCAUCAAACAAUUCUUCUUGUUGGAACAAAUGUUGGUGACAUUGCCAUAUGGGAAGUUGGGUCUCGAGAAAGGAUAGUGCAUAGAACUUUCAAGGUCUGGGAGAUUGGAACUUGUACUGUGUCUUUACAGGCUGCACUAAUGAAAGAUGCUGCCAUAUCUGUCAAUCGAUGCUUAUGGAGUCCGGAUGGAUCUAUAUUUGGCAUUGCUUUUUCGAAGCAUAUUGUUCAAAUAUAUGCUUUUAAUAUAAAUGGAGAGUUGAGGCAACCGGUGGAGAUCGAUGCUCAUGUUGGUGGUGUCAAUGAUAUUGCCUUCUCUCAUCCCACCAAGAGUUUGUCGAUAAUCACAUGUGGUGAUGACAAGACAAUUAAAGUUUGGGAUGCUACAACAGGACAGAAGCAGUACAAAUUUGAGGGCCAUGAUGCUCCUGUAUACUCUGUUUGCCCACACUAUAAGGAAUCAAUCCAGUUCAUCUUCUCCACUGCCAUUGAUGGGAAAAUCAAGGCAUGGCUCUAUGAUUGUUUGGGUUCUAGAGUUGACUAUGAUGCUCCUGGACGUUGGUGCACGACAAUGGCAUACAGUGCUGAUGGAACAAGGCUCUUUUCUUGUGGAACCAGUAAAGAUGGUGAAUCACAUUUAGUUGAGUGGAAUGAGACUGAGGGAGCUAUUAAAAGGACAUACUCUGGCUUUAGAAAACGUUCAUUAGGAGUUGUCCAAUUUGACACCACAAAGAACCGGUUCUUGGCUGCUGGAGAUGAAUUUAUGAUUAAGUUUUGGGAUAUGGACAACAUUAAUAUACUGACUACAACUGAUGCAGAUGGUGGAUUGCCUGCAAGUCCUCGUCUGAGAUUCAACCGUGAAGGAUCAUUGCUGGCUGUUACAACAAGUGACAAUGGUCUUAAAAUCUUAGCUAAUGCUGAUGGACAACGGUUGGUGAGGGUGCUUGAGAGUAGGGCAUUUGAAGGCACUCGUGUUACUUCUCAACAGAUUAAUGCUAAUGUAAAGGCCCCGAUUGUAAAUGCACUUGGAGCUGUUUCAAAUGUUUCUAGUCCUAUAGCAGCUACUCCUGAACUAACCGAUCGAACCCUGCCUGUAGUGUCAAUGAGUAGCUUGCUGCAGGCUGCAGAUAUUAAACCAAAGAUUUCAGAUGAUUCUGAAAAGAUAAAAUGCUGGAAAUUAGCUGAUAUUGUUGAUUCUGCUCACCUCAAAGCCUUGCGGUUGCCAGAUCCAGUGACGACAUCAAGCAAGGUUGUUCGUUUGUUAUACACAAACUCUGGGCUGGCAGUAUUGGCACUUGGCUCCAAUGCAAUCCAUAAGCUGUGGAAAUGGACACGGAAUGAGCGUAAUCCAUCUGGCAAGUCAACCACAUCUGUCGCCCCUCAGCUAUGGCAACCAGCAAAUGGUAUUCUAAUGACUAAUGAAACAAGUGACAGCAAUCCAGAAGAAGCAACUGCAUGUAUUGCUUUGUCAAAGAACGACUCUUAUGUCAUGUCUGCAUCCGGUGGAAAGGUUUCUUUGUUUAACAUGAUGACUUUCAAGGUUAUGACAACAUUCAUGGCACCCCCACCUGCAGCCACCUUCCUAGCAUUCCAUCCUCAGGACAACAAUAUUAUUGCAAUUGGAAUGGAAGAUUCUAGUAUUCAGAUAUAUAAUGUUCGUGUUGAUGAGGUUAAAACCAAGUUGAAAGGUCAUCAGAAAAAAAUAACAGGUCUUGCGUUUUCCCAGUCAUUAACUGUGCUUGUCUCUUCAGGAGCUGAUGCUCAGCUCUGCAUGUGGAGCAUUGAUGGAUGGGACAAGAAAAAAUCACGAUUUAUCCAGGCACCAGCCUCUCGUACAUCUCCUUUAGUUGGUGACACCAAAGUUCAAUUUCACAAUGAUCAGACACACCUCUUGGUCGUUCAUGAAAGCCAACUGGGAAUCUAUGACAGUAAGCUUGAAUGUUUGCGCUCGUGGUCGCCUAGAGAUCCACUACCAGCUCCAAUUUCUAGUGCAGUGUAUUCUUGUGAUGGUCUCUUGGUAUAUGCCGGAUUUUGUGAUGGUGCAGUUGGAGUUUUUGAAGCAGAUAGCCUGAAGCUUCGUUGUCGAAUUGCGCUUACUGCUUAUAUAAGCUCAUCCAUUUCUAGUUCUGGUCCAGUUUAUCCCAUGGUGAUUGCGGCUCACCCGUCCGAACCAAAUCAGAUCGCACUGGGGAUGAGCGACGGUGCAGUUCACGUUGUGGAGCCAUCCGACGUCGACUCAAAAUGGGGGGCAGCACCACCCCAGGAAAACGGAUCUCUCCUGCGCAUCACCUCCAAUCCUGCCUCAAGCAACAGUCAGGCGUCAGAACCCCCUCCGAGGUGACCAACUUCCGUGCUUUACAAGCACAAAAUUAGUGUUGUACUCAAAGGGCUUUAGUAGCAGAAAGAUUUGUCUGAUGACAGCCACCCCGCCAGGUUUCACAGGUUCUCAUUGUUUCUGUUUAACCUGAUGAUCUUGUAAAUCUCCUCAUGAUCUAUUUGGCACAAGAAAUGGGCAUACAUCCGACUUGUAGCAUAUAUAACUGACAUUGAAAGCUCGACUUUUUUGUUCGUUUAAUUUUUCCUUCCCCCUUA
This is a messenger RNA of Musa acuminata subsp. malaccensis (wild Malaysian banana), 4279 nucleotides long. RefSeq names its product protein TOPLESS-RELATED PROTEIN 2. Gene Ontology annotation, biological process: regulation of DNA-templated transcription. NCBI's taxonomy places the organism in Eukaryota, Viridiplantae, Streptophyta, Magnoliopsida, Zingiberales, Musaceae. Gene Ontology annotation, molecular function: protein binding. The record is from RefSeq and is a predicted model, not a curated record.